Molecule: messenger RNA, 6054 nt
Organism: Marmota monax (woodchuck)
Lineage: Eukaryota; Metazoa; Chordata; Mammalia; Rodentia; Sciuridae
Gene: Lrrc55
Product: leucine rich repeat containing 55
Exons: 3
Coding region: 1156-2091 (311 amino acids)
Cellular component (GO): voltage-gated potassium channel complex
Molecular function (GO): transmembrane transporter binding; voltage-gated potassium channel activity; potassium channel activator activity
Source: RefSeq, a predicted model, not a curated record
CCUGUCUCUGGCGGAAGCCACAAACCCGGGCAGCCUCAGCACCAGCUGAGUUUCAGAAAGAAGCAUUCAGAUUCUGUGAACUUUCUUCUAAGCAUCCUCUUUCAGAUUCCCCUUUGGGGUAAAAGAAGGGGCACAGGGACCACAGGACGGGAAACCACAGAAGAUGCUGGCCUGGGAUCCAGGAGACCUGGAAGAGGAGAGCCGGGGGAGGGGCAGAGCCGAGUAGGCAAUCUGUUCUGGAGCCAGCCAGCGAGCGGGGAUUCCAGGAUGAGGGAGGGAGACCCGUGUCUGCUGCAGAUUGAUGGCUGUGUCCUUGGAACAGAAGUGGAUUCUGCCUCCACCUGCUGAAUGCACAGCCACGCGGAGGCACGAGCUUGGAGAAGGAGCCAAAGCUCUCCUAGCUGACCCCGAGUCUUGUACCUCUAGUACCCAUGGCUCUUUCCAGCUCUGGUGACCUGGGCAAUGGGUGUCAUUUGGGAUCCUCCUCACCAUGAGGAACAAAGAGCAUCCCUGGGGAUUCCAGCAGCCACUGAGGCUAAAGAUUCAGACUUUCAGAAGGCCCGUGGAAUCCUGCUUCCUCCUGGGCUCCCUUCCCGAAACUCCUACCCCAGGACCUCCUUGAACUCCACCCUGCUGGACCACAGAAGAAAUGACCUCUGAGACAUCAAAUGCUGGAGGCCCAGGUGCAGCUCUGACUUCCUAAUCAGUCUCAGGCCCAGACAGGGCUGAAGUUUCCUUAGAAGAAGUGCCAGGACCUUUAAAGGGCACCUUUCAUCUCUCCCUCGCCCUCCCUCCCACCUCUCAGACAUUGCACCAAGAGGAAGCACCCCACAGACAUGGGUGAGAGGGGCACAAAAGACCUGCAGGGACCCUCCCAGUACCUGCUGACAGCAGCUCCAGAUCCAUCCUGGUCUCCUUUCUUUCUCCAGUUUUGAUCAUCUUUUCAGACCCGGGGGGACCUUGGCUGGGUUUCUUGCCCCCUAGGCUCCAAAGGGGACUUCCUGUGGCUCUUGGGAAGUCCUUUGGUGCUUAGAGGUCCCCAGGAGACGUUUGGGCCAUGAUACCAUGUGCUCAUACACCCCACUUUCAGGACCCAGGCCUCUGAUGUAGCUGCCGUCCUGCACACUGACUGUGGGAUCCACGGACACAAGCCUGAUGGGCUCCCUUCAGCACUGCCGCUGCCAGCUACCCAAGAUGGGUGACACCUGGGCCCAGCUUCCUUGGCCUGGACCUCCCCAACCAGCCAUGCUGCUGGUCUCCCUUCUUUUGGCAACUGGGGUGAUGCGCUCAGAUGCGGGAUCCAGCUGCCCGGUCCUUUGCACGUGCCAUAACCAGGUUGUGGACUGCAGCAGCCAGCGGCUAUUCUCUGUGCCCCCAGAUCUGCCAAUGGACACGCGCAACCUGAGCCUGGCCCACAACCGGAUCUCGGCCGUGCCACCUGGCUAUCUCACAUGCUACAUGGAGCUCCGGGUGCUGGAUUUGCGUAACAACUCUCUGAUGGAGCUGCCCCCGGGCCUCUUCCUCCAUGCCAAGCGCUUGGCACACCUAGAUCUGAGCUACAACAACCUCAGCCAUGUGCCCGCUGACAUGUUCCGGGAGGCCCACGGGCUGGUACACAUCGACCUGAGCCACAACCCGUGGCUGUGCAGAGUCCACCCCCAGGCCUUCCAGGGCCUGGUGCAGCUCCGAGACCUGGACCUCAGCUACGGGGGCCUGGCCUUCCUCAGCCUCGAGGCUCUCGAGGGCCUGCCGGGGCUGGUGACCCUACAGAUUGGGGGCAACCCCUGGGUGUGUGGCUGCACCAUGGAGCCCUUGCUGAAGUGGCUGCGGAACCGGAUCCAGCGCUGUACUGCCGAUUCUCAGCUGGCUGAGUGUCGGGGCCCCCCUGAAGUGGAGGGUGCCCCCCUGUUCUCACUCACCGAGGAGAGCUUCAAGGCUUGCCACCUGACUCUGACCCUGGACGAUUACCUCUUCAUCGCAUUUGUGGGCUUCGUGGUCUCCAUCGCUUCCGUGGCCACCAACUUCCUCCUGGGCAUCACAGCCAACUGCUGCCACCGUUGGAGCAAGGCCAGCGAAGAGGAAGAGAUUUGACGUAGGUGCCUGUCAUCCCUCCAUGCUGCCGACUGCCACUGCUGCUGACCACUGGUCACCCUCCCCAGCUGCCCACUCUGGUUCCAUUGUGCCCUGUCCACCUCAGCCAUGGUUCAGACAAGUUCUGGAAACUUCAUGUGAGCAUCUCUGUCCACUUUGGGCCAGGCACUGUACUAGGAAGUGGGAAUGUAAGAUGACUCCAACUCAGUCCCUGCCCUUGAGGCAUGAGCUUCUAGUAGAGGAGAGAAAUUCAGAAACUAUCCCUUUAUGACAAUACAUCAGUCCUCUGUGCACAUAGUUAUGGAAGCCCAGAGGACAAGCCAACCGAGCCCAGGAAGAAUUGCACGAGUGGACUGAUUUGUGAGAUGGGUCAUCAAAAAAUAUCCACUGUGUCAAGUAGACCAAGAAGGGUGGACAUAAGCAGACGACAGAGGUCAGGAUACUUGUAGAAUGCUGAGAGCAGUGGACUAUUCCUUGUGGUGUUAGCGUAUACAGGGGUGUGGCCCAGGACCCAAACUUUCCCUCUGACACCCAAUCUGUCUGCUCUCACUGCUGCCAACCAUUGCCCCUGGGGAGCAAGAAUGCCUCAUGCCAGCCCCUUGGCCUGCUCCUACCAGCAGCCACCGGGUGAGACCACUUCCCAGGGACCGCCCCCAAUAUUAUGCCACCAACUAUAGCCCGCCAGUGAGGCCUGGGCAACAGGCUGAGGAUGGACACCCCCAGUGUCUGUCCUCCUACACCUGUCUUCUGCCUCUCACUCAGUCUUGGUUUCAGAAGAGGAAGGCAGGAUGCCCUAGAACUGGGCAGCAAGAAUCCCGUCACCCUGAGACCCCAAUUCUGUGACUGUUCUUGCCGUGGUGCUCACACCAAGGGAUCCCACCAGGAAAUUUCACAGUGAGCUACAGACCCAUAGCAUGACAGUCCCCAGGGCUGAAGGAGGACAAAGGCACCACAGCCGUGACCACAGGAGGGUUUGUAUUUUCUUCUAAGCAACUCGUCCAUUGAAGCAUUAGGGUAGGAGAGCUAUUGGUUACUGAGCCCCCGCCAGUGUUAGGCACUGUGAUGUGGUCUCUCCACAAACAAUUCCCUUUAGCACACGCAACCGUCUUUUGAGGAGAACAUCCUUGUUCCCAUUUUACAGAUGAGGAAAUGCACGCUCAGAGAGGUUAAAGUCAUGUGCUACUUCAUGAUCAAAAUAAAGUCUGUGCUCCUGUUGCUGCCCCAUCCAAGUUGGGGAAUAGCACAAUUCCCUCUAAAGCUACGUGAAUUCGAACUCAAGCUGUGCUAUCAACAUGGCUAAAAAGGGCCAGGCAAUCCUCCGGGAACUUUUAUAACUAUUGACUCAUUUAUUUCAAUUCUCAAUAGCAACACUGCCUGGUGGGUGUCAUUAUUUCCAUUCUUCUGAUGAAUCCCUUGUCGAUUGCUGAGUCACUUACCGACGGUUAUCGGAUAAGCCUUAGAAGAAAGAUGAUAGCCAACCCCAUUCAGGGAAACUAGAUCUAAUCAGUCAAUCAAAAAAUCAAGUGACUGUGCAAAGCACAACUCACGUCGUCAUUGUCGCCAUCUCCAUCCAAUCACCCGUUUCAUCGGCUUCAUCAUGAUCUCCCCCAGAUAGUUCAGCACUGGAUAGUUCAGGAAGUGCUUUUGCAUCUUUCUCCUUGACUUUUCACAACCCUGUGCAGGAAGCAAACCAAACACCAAUAAUCCCAUAUUACAGGUUGGAAAACAGAAGCUCAAGAUGGGUAGGACUUGCCUAAAUGGCAAGGUUGGACUCAACUCCAAUAGGGUUCUCUUUCCAGUGCUUUCCCAGGUACUCAGGAAAGAGAACACCUUGGAGGUCUAGAAGGUGAGGCCCUGGGGUUCAGCAGUCAUGAACGCGCUAGUAUUUGUGGGCUUCGUGGUCUCCAUCACUAGUAAAUCAAGUCAAAUAAAGGGAGGAGAGCCCUGUGCACAGAUCAAGAUAUGCUCACAGUGAAGCACAUUGCAGCCUUUUAUAUAUACAGGUAGCACAGGUAACACUUGAACAGGAGAUACCUGCUUUACAAAGUGCCAAUAAAGCAGUAGAUCUGUCAUGUAAAAAGUGCGGUCUUUGGAAAGCAGGAAAACAAGCUGUACUAUCCGCUCCUAAUGAAAUCCUGGUGUAUUGUAUAUCAGGAGGUAUCAAGAGAGAAGCAAAAACUAUAGGUGGGAACUUUUGCAGAAUGGGGAAAAUUUAAAGCACAAUCCAACAUGUGGGCACAGCUGGCCAGGGUGAAAAUGAACACAGGGGCUUUCUACCUUGCCCCUAGUCACAGCAGGUUUUCAUCAUCCCAAACUCCUGGUAGCCCUGAAAUGGAUUAAGGAGAACAUAUCAUCUUCCAAGAAGUCUCCCACCACGCAUCUGCCCUGAGCUAGUCAAAUCAAAAUAGUCCCUAUGAACUUGAACCUGUGUCAUCUGGGUCUCACUUAUACCAUCUGAGGGAGUCCUGCCCCUCUAACAUCUGAAGCAAAACUGCGUCCUGUUCUCUCCUUCCACUAUGGCCAAGGAUGGUGGACUUAAGUUGUUCCCCGGUCAAGAACAGCUGAAAAGUAUUUGGAGAAGAACUUUUAGAAGUAAUGGUCAUGACAAAAUAGUUAAGCUUCUCAUAGAGGAACACCGUAAUCAUCUAUAAUAAUCUCCUGGGGACUGUGGUUUGCUGAAAUAUAGUUAAUAUAUUUUAAGAUAUAUACUUUUUCUCUUUUUUUGUAUAGUACUAAUGGUGUCUUUUGCAAGACAACAAAUGUCCCUUGAGAAAAAAAUGUCCUUUCUAAUGGGACAAUUUGAUCUCCAUUAGUGGCAAAGAUUUCUGAGCUGCCUAUAUGCUACUCCAUCUGCUGGGAGGUCCCCAGUUAACUAAAGUGCGAUGAGGAAAAUAAUCAACCUCCCUACUAGCAAGGAAUUCACCCACCACCACCAUCAUCUUGUUCUAGCUGUCAGAACUAAACUUGUAGAAAUAAUCUACAAAUUCUGGUUGGAAUUAUUCCCACACCCCUGAUGACCUCAAACAUUAUUGUGUCCCCUUAAGGUUUGAUGCAGUCUGUUCCACUCUGGCUGACAGGUAGAAGAUCUGUGUCUGUGUGUCUUUCUAUACAGUCCUACAUAGGCUUGUGGUCCUUCUGGAAUUUGGGUUUAACUCUCUGACACAGCUUGCUCACCCAUCUGGCUGCUACAUUGUUCAGUAUACAAAGAGGAGAGCCAACCAACUUUGAAGUGGGUCUGGCUGCUCCAAAAACAUACUAGAAAACUCUGGUAGAGGCAUCCUUAGAACCUAACUCCUCUGUCCCCGCUUCCCUCUGUCUCUUCUAUCCCGCAGAGGCUUGUCCUUGUCACGGACCUACAUGAAGGGUCAUGCUAGGCCUGAGGACAUCAAAGCUUAAUGAACCAAUCAUGAUGGUCAAGGUUUGGCCAAGAAAAUUGUUCCUCUGUAAAGGUCCCACAUCCGUACCAUGCCACUCUAACUCUGUCACCUCCAAUUACCCUCAAACAAACUCUCACCUCCUUUUCCAUUCUUGCCAGAGUUCCCAAGGAAGCUUGCCAAAAUAGGUCCCCAGAGAUGCUAUAGAGUUUCAUGACCUCUUUCAAGGAGCUAAGUACAUACAAUUUAAACAGACCAUCAGACCGACAGCCCCCAUUUUCUCUGUAGGCAUCAUUCCUGACAUUCCGGUGGUAGAAGAGCAGGAGACGCCAUUGUUCAUUCCUUGAAAGGACAUCUUCCCAAAGCUAGGGAAACUUGUCUGCUCUUCCCACCCCAGAAAGAGGUGAAAGGGAAGUAAAUGAGGCAAGUUGCAAGGUCCUUUUGUAAAUCACCAUCACAUUUGCCACAGCACUGGUCGGAGAGUGGGAUCCACAGAGCUCCCGGUUUUCCUAAGUGCUGAUAUCUGGAGGUGGGAGGGAUCGGGAGGGAAUGGGUUCCAGGGAAGAUACCAACCUUUGUAUGGAGAUGA